This is a messenger RNA of Tachysurus vachellii, 2296 nucleotides long. RefSeq names its product tumor necrosis factor, alpha-induced protein 8-like 3 (gene tnfaip8l3). The record is from RefSeq and is a predicted model, not a curated record. Gene Ontology annotation, cellular component: cytoplasm. Bases 346 to 954 code for a protein of 202 amino acids. Lineage: Eukaryota; Metazoa; Chordata; Actinopteri; Siluriformes; Bagridae. Gene Ontology annotation, biological process: regulation of apoptotic process. The transcript has 2 exons.
GAGUGAAAAGCAGAGAGAGUCAGCAAAGAGGACAGAGAGAGCAGCAGUGAAAGAGGCCGACUGACAGACUGAGAGAAAAGAGAGAGAGAGAGAGAGAGAGAGAGAGAGAGAGAGAGAGAGAGAGAGAGAGAGAGAGAGAGAGUGAGUCACCAAAUAGCUUGCGCUCUCACUGUCGGUUUUAUUCCAACCACGGACAGCUGCCGUGAUCGAGCCAGAGAGGAAAGAGAAAAAGAGAGAGAGAUUUCACAGAAAGAGAAGAGAAGAAAGAGAGUUAAGGAGACAGUGUGUGUGUGUGUGUGAGAGAGAGAGAGAGAGAGAGAGAGAGAGAGAGAGAGAGAGAGAGAGAUGGAUUCAGAUUCGGGUGAGCUGAGUGAAGGAGAACUUUCUCCAGGGCCCGAGAUCUUCAACUCGAAGAACCUGGCCCUGCAGGCUCAAAAGAAGAUCCUAAGCAAGAUGGCAACGAUGGCAGUGGCCAACCUGCUGACGGACGACACAAGCAGCUCCAUCCUGGACGAGCUGUACAAGGCAAGCCGAGAGUUCACCAAGAGCAAGAAGGAGGCACACCGCAUCAUCCGCGACGUCAUCAAGAUUGCACUGAAGCUCGGCGUGCUCUACCGUAACCGCCGCUUCAGCACCGACGAGCUCGAGGCGGUCGAGCGCUUCCGCAAGAAGCUGAACCAGGCAGCCAUGACAGCCGUGAGCUUCCACGAGGUGGAGUUCACCUUCGACUGUGGCAUCCUGUCUCAGCUGCUCCUCGAAUGCAGGGAUCUACUCCACGAGAUUGUGGAGAACCACCUGACAUCACGAUCACACGCACGCAUCGACCGGGUCUUCAACCACUUCUCCGACGUCCACUUCCUGGCCGAGCUAUACGGAUCUGGAGACGAGUACAGACUCUACCUGAGCAAAAUCUGUGACGGGAUAAACAAACUUCUGGAUGAUGGGAUACUUUAGUGACCUCCUGACUUUUUCCUUUUUUCUCCUCUUUCUCCUGCUCUCCUGUUUCUACCAGACUGCCAGUCAAUCUUCUCCAUUUUUCUGUUCUAUCUAAUUCUUCAUCUCGACUCCACUCCAUGACUAUGAUUCAGACAGGCUCCGCCCUCACACCUAACAGAUGUUCUUCUAUUGGCAAAAAUCACCACAUGGUCACUGAUACACACGGGUCAUGGCACCAGGGGACUGAGUUCCAGUACCAUUCUGAAAUAAUGAAGCCGUGUGGAUUGUGUUCACUUCGAUCUUUAAAUGUCAGGAGAAACAUUUUGGUAGCUUAGAGUUCUGAAUGAUGGAAUGACCUGAAAGUUGAUUCAGUUACUAAAACAGUUUGGCCUCCAAUGUUUAUAUUUCCACCUUUUAUUUAUUAAAGAAUGUCCAUGAAACAAGUUCCAGGUCUCACUUACGAUCUAGUAUAAAGAGUGGUUCCCUCACCAGCGUCUCUUUAUUCUCUCUCUUCAAUGUAAUCAGAUAAAAAUACGCUGUUCUUUACACGUGCUAUCAUAAAAAACGGCAAAGAAGUGUAAAGAAAGCAGGAAAACUUGAAGUUUCAGCUUUACCUCUGAUUGUUACACAGCUCUGACACUGGAGACUCCUUCCGCACGUUAAAGCUCAUACACGUCCACGUGAAUGAGCUGUUACUAUAGAAACCAUAAGGUGUCAUUGUAAGUGUGUUAAUAUAAACCUGAGCUGCUGUUCUAGAAAAUGACUCCACACCUUCUGACCAAUCAGAGUGCAGAACUCAGAGCUGUUAUUAAGGUAAAAGUGUGACAGUAGAGUCUGCUAUUGUAGAAUUAUGGGAUGUUAGAAAGCAGUCAAUAUCCAUGUUAUUACCACAUUAACUCCAUGCCUUAAUACUCAUCCUCUUCCCUCAUUUCCUUUGAUGUUUUAGUUCAUCCCAUCCCAUCCCAUCUCAUCCAUUCUUCUUCUCUUCCUUCACUUCUGCUUGGAUUUUUCACUUCCUGCACCUGAGCGACAGCAUGAACAAUCGCCUUGACGAUGGUGUGCUUCAGCCACUUUCUGCUCUCCUCUCUCAUCUCUCCUUCCUUUCAGUCUCUCUGCUACAGUUCUAAACUUUAUCACUUAUAUAAUUUUGUUUCCUGUAUGAUUUCAGACUGGUGUUUCAGCUGGUGUUCACCUCUCAUCCUCUCUGUCUCCCUGUCGUGGAAAAACAUGCUGUUGUUUCUUUAUUCCUCUGACUGCAGAGGAAAGACAGUACAGUCAAAAUGCUAUGAUGUUGUUUGUAUCCAAACCUCUGUGUGUGUGUGUGUGUGUGUGUGUGUGUGUGUGUGUGUGUGUGCGCGUG